UGCUACAUAUCCAAUAUUACGUGGUCGAUGGCUUAUUUUAGAGUUUUCUAUAAUACUUAAAAAUUUUUAUGAGGAUCAAACAAGAGGCUUAUUUGGUUUUAAUCCUAAUAAGAUAUAUGGGUACAUUGAAUUUAAAGAAAAGCAAGUACUUCCUUUGGUAAAUGCUUCAUAUUCCAUAUUAAAUUUGACAACUGCUAAGCCUCUUUUUCGUUAUGACAAAGAAAAUUUUCAAAGAACAUAUAAGCUCAAUUUUUUCUAA
Messenger RNA from Racocetra persica, 259 nucleotides. The record is from the annotation of a GenBank genome assembly. Lineage: Eukaryota; Fungi; Glomeromycota; Glomeromycetes; Diversisporales; Gigasporaceae.